Molecule: messenger RNA, 1399 nt
Organism: Electrophorus electricus (electric eel)
Lineage: Eukaryota; Metazoa; Chordata; Actinopteri; Gymnotiformes; Gymnotidae
Biological process (GO): cell adhesion
Cellular component (GO): plasma membrane
Molecular function (GO): sialic acid binding
Source: RefSeq, a predicted model, not a curated record
CUUCCUGUGUUCUCCAAGGUAUCAGUUCAGUGCCGUAGGGCUAGAAAGAAUGAUGGUACCUUUACAGUGGAUAAGAAUAGUUUUUUUAUGGUGCAUGCUAAUAGAUGUCACUAUCUCCAAAGGAAAAUGGAAUAUCACGUUGCAACCACAGACAAUUAAUGCCACAAAGUCCAGUAACAUCAGUAUUACCUGCCAUGUGACAUAUCCUGAAGAAUGCAAAGAAAUUCAAGGGUUCUGGAAGGAACAUGGAAACGCAAGUAUGAUAAUAAACAGCAAGGACAAAAGGAGGUUUAUUCUGCAUCAUAAUGACUCAUUUGUGAUUAGGCAUUUUCGGGGAAGAACCAAACUCCUUGGAAAUCUCCAAAACAAUAACUGUUCUUUGUCAAUCAUCAAUAUCCAAGAAGAAGAUAAGGGGAAGUACUACUUUAGACUGGAGAGUAAACAUGAUAGUUAUAGCUUUCAGAAAAACCUGGUUAUAAUUAAUGUCAUAGGUCUUACUCCUGAUUCUACAAAGCAGACCUUUCCCGACCUUAAAUCAACUAUGGAUCCAAUUUCAACUAUGGAUCCAAUUUCAACUAUGGAUCCAAUUGAGUCGACUCCAGUGUCUAUUGUCAUUUCUGUGUCUAUUACCAUUAUUGUGGCUGGAAUUGUAGCUGUGCUUGCAUUUCUCUGCAGACGAAGAAGAAGAGGAAGGAACACUUUCAAACAUGACUCAAAUUACUACAAAAAUUUUGAAAUGCCUCAUGGAACACAACCUGAUAUGCAAGACAUGAACGAGAAGGAUAACAAAGAACAGGAGCCACCACACACACCUAAAGAUGAACCUAUUUAUAACAAUGUACAGGAGUAUCACGAGGAGGCCAUGCUGGACUGUGAUGAAAUGGACACUUUAUACUGUAAUGUUGGUGUACUGAUGUCUGAUCUCAUAAGCUCCAAGAACUACAGUGGUCAAGAUAUAUAGAUAUGAUUCUACUACAUGCACAUCUGCUGUAUACUGAGUAAACACAUCUAUUUUAGAAUUUACUUUAAUCUGCAUUCUCAAAUGGUAAUUAUUUAAUAUUAUGUAAGUAUUAAAUAUUACUUGCUUGCUAGUACUCAUGCAUGUAUGUCAACGUAGAUGACAUUUUGUAAAAUGAUUACUGUAUAUUUUUAAAAUAUUGUUUAAUCUAGAGUGUGUACUUUUUUGGUAUAUUUCUCAUGUUUAUCUACUAUUAUUAUAUUUUUAUGAUGUAUCUUAAGCUAUGUGAAAUAAUACAUUAAUCAAGAGAUUUUAAAUGUUAUGAAACAGAACACAUCUAAUUGAUGAUUGCAUAUUGUUUGUUGAAGUUCAUUGAUUACAAAAUUCAAAGAGGACUGAAGAGCAUAUUGCAAUGUUGUUAAAGGUUUUUCAUUUAAUAAU